Messenger RNA from Macrosiphum euphorbiae (potato aphid), 2550 nucleotides. NCBI's taxonomy places the organism in Eukaryota, Metazoa, Arthropoda, Insecta, Hemiptera, Aphididae. The record is from the annotation of a GenBank genome assembly.
AUGGACACCGUUUACAAGUGCCGAAUAUGCUUACGCAUGUACCACGACAAGGAAGUUGUCAUCGAUUUGUCGUCGGAGGAGGCAAAGACGGAACAAAUUGCCGCCAAAAUACUAUGUUCCCUGUCAAUCUUGAUCACUGAUCAUGAUCCUAUAAAGCAUAUUUGUAGAAUAUGCUAUGGGCAAAUUGAAGUUAAUUUCAGAUUUGCAACUGCAUGUCGAAUAAAUAAUGCAAAGUAUAUUGAAAACUUAUCAAAUGCACCUUCAAAUGAUGUGAUCAAAACAGAAUAUAAAAAAUUUACAAAAACCCCGCUUCAUGCUUUGUUUAAUAAAUACCAGUAUGAUGUGAAAGGCUUAUUUGAUGCUGUAAUAAGCUUUUUGAAUGAUACUAAUGAAAACCUAAGUUCGACUAGACAUAUUGAAAAAUUUGACCAAUAUUUUGGUCUUAAUAGCCCCAACAGUAAUUCAAAUCAAUUUGAUAUUGAAAAUGAUACACCUAUUGGAAUUCCAGAAAGCUCUUCGCUACUUGGAGUAAAUAUCUCUAGUACAAAUGAACCCAAUGUUGACACUGUUGAUGAUGUUAUUAUUGACCGUAUUGAUAAUUCUGGUAUAGAUCUUAAUAACCGAUCUUUAAAACCUAUCAUCAACACAAAUGAUAUAAACCAUGCAACUAACACUACCAUACCUGGAAACAUUCUAACAAAUGCAAAUAUUCCUGUUAUAAGCUCAAACAAUUCAAGCCAUACAAUUAAUUCUAGUUCUGGUAUCUUUCGUUUUAUUUCUGCUGUCGGAACAAAUAAUGUAAAUCAAUCUAGAAUAAACCGUCCUAUUAUUUGUAAAAAUAAUGUAAUCAAAUCAACUAGAUUUUGCAUAUUAAGUAAAUCUCAAUCACUUAUGAACGGACGGAUUGUUAAAACAAAUAAUGUUCAAAAUCUUGGUUCUACUACACAUUCAAAUCAAUCUAAUGUGAAAAGUCAGUUCAUAGUCCAAAGUACAGUAAAUAAUCAUAGUGAUCAAUUAAAGAGAAAUGGACAAAUAAACGAUGAAGUAAUUUGUUUGGAUGAUGAUGAUGAAGACAAUGACAAUAAUAAUAACGGCAAUGGUAAUAAUUUACAAAGGCUUGUAAAUACCAUAAAUCCUAGAAACCAAUGGGUACUACCACCACUACCACCACUACUAAGCAGAAAAACUAAUACCAACAAUAAUGCUAAUACCAACAUUCCUAAAUCAUAUCAACGUAAAAAAAAUACUAUUCCAAAACAAUACAUUGCAAUUAAAAGAAAAGUACUUUUUCUGCACAACAGUACACCAUCCACAAAUAUCUCAAGUGAAGAAAUGACAGUUACUCCAGAUAUGCCACUUUCUACUUCUGAUGAUGGUUCUUUAUUAAAUCAGGAGGAAGACAUGUACUUUGAUGUAGACAAUGAGCCAACUGAAUCACUACUAGUUGAACCAGAAACUGAACCAUCAAGAGUUUUACCAGAUACUGGAUUCCAUUUUUUAUUCUCAACUGAUGAAACAGUGGACUUGACCACUAAAGAAGACAAUACUCCAAAAAAAAAACCAAUCAUGAAACAAAAGAAAACUCCUAAGCCCAAAAAGGCUGCGGCUUCUAAGAAACAGAUUCAGAAAACUUCCAUUGCUCAAAGUAAUCUAAAAACAAAAAGUCAACUAAUAAGAUCGUCUACAUCAUCAACUAUAGAAAAAAAAGAGACUCGGAAAACUUCCAUUGCUGUACAUAAUCUAAAAACAAAAGGUCAACUACUAAGAUCAUCGACGUUGCCAACUACAGAACAGUCGGACACGUCAAUUACAAAGCCUAGGCCCAAGAGAGCAUCUGCUAUUGACAGUGCUGCUGAGAAUAGAAAUUCUGGUUUAUAUAAACUGGGAAAACACAUAGAGACUAAAGAUUGCAGAUGGACCUUACCUGUUAUAAAUAAUAUUUCAUUACCUAUGUUUCAAUGUCCAAUAUGUAAUGUAUAUCUCUAUAGUCCAGAGUCACGCAAACAUCAUGAAGUCUUAAAGCAUUCCAAGUUGCUUGAGUCUAUACAUGAACCUGUGGAUAUUGAUUCUACCCCAGGAAAUACUGAACCGUUAACUGAACAGUUAACCCUUUUUAAUUAUUUGCAACUUUGCGUUACAUCAAAACAUAAAACAAAAGCAGUCCAUCAAUUGGCCAAAAGAACAAAUUUUUUGAAAGCAUUGAAGACUUUAGGACCUAAAAUUAUUGGCUCCUUUAAGUGUACUUAUUGCUCAUAUACAACAGAACUUAUAUUUGCUGUAUGGGCUCACAUGACCUCCGAACACCUUUAUCUUAAAUGUGAUGCUGAAAAAAAGACAUGUUUAUAUUGCUUUUUGUGCAAUCGCACUUUAACUAAACGUACAACAAUGCUCAAACAUUUAGACUCAUGUAUUAAUAAAAAACUAAGUGAACCACCACCACCACCAAUUACCAAUAACCCAAGUAAACGAUUAAGUUGUAUGUUUUGUGCUGAAACUUUUGAUUCAUUGUCAGUAUUCGAAAAACAUAUUUGGUCACAUGCAAAAAAGUAA